Molecule: messenger RNA, 2047 nt
Organism: Phragmites australis (common reed)
Lineage: Eukaryota; Viridiplantae; Streptophyta; Magnoliopsida; Poales; Poaceae
Product: (6-4)DNA photolyase
Exons: 14
Coding region: 107-1732 (541 amino acids)
Biological process (GO): entrainment of circadian clock by photoperiod; circadian regulation of gene expression
Cellular component (GO): nucleus; cytoplasm
Molecular function (GO): FAD binding; DNA binding
Source: RefSeq, a predicted model, not a curated record
UCCAAUCUGCCCAUCAACGUCUCAGAUCCUCUCUCCCCACCCGAGAACCGUCAGCAUCCCCCAAUUCCGAGCGCCGUCCCCAACCCCAGCCGACGGCACACCAGCUAUGGAGGCCGCCACCGCCGCGACGGCGGCGAUGGUGUGGUUCCGGAAGGGGCUGCGCGUCCACGACAACCCGGCGCUGGACGCGGCCCGCCGCGGCGCGGGGCGGCUCUACCCGGUGUUCGUGCUCGACCCGCGCUACCUGCGCCCGGACCCCGCCGCGGCGUCCCUGGGCUCAGCGCGCGCAGGGGUCGCUCGCGUCCGCUUCCUCCUCCAGAGCCUCAGCGAUCUCGAUGCCCGCCUCCGCCGACUCGGGUCCCGACUCCUCCUCGUCCGAGCCCGCGACGACGUCGGCGACGCCGUCUGUGCGGCCCUCAAAGACUGGAACAUCGGCAAGCUGUGCUUCGAGUCCGACACCGAGCCGUACGCGCUGUCCCGCGACAAGAAAGUCACGGAUUUCGCGAUGGCGUCGGGGAUCGAGGUGUUCACGCCGGUCAGCCACACCCUCUUCGACCCAGCAGAAAUCAUAAAGAAGAACGGUGGCCGGCCACCGUUGACCUACCAGUCGUUCAUCUCCAUUGCUGGGGAACCGCCUGAGCCUGUCAUGGAGGAGUACUCCGAGCUCCCUCCGGUUGGAGACACAGGGGAGUACGAGUUGUUGCCUGUGCCCACAGUGGAGGAGCUUGGGUAUGGGGAUAUCAGCCAGGAGGAGAUUCCACCAUUCCGAGGCGGUGAGACAGAAGCUCUGAGGAGAAUGAAAGAAUCACUUAAAAAUAAGGAAUGGGUUGCCAAAUUUGAGAAACCUAAGGGUGACCCCUCUGCCUUCCUGAAACCUGCAACAACUGUCUUGUCACCGUAUCUGAAGUUCGGCUGCCUGUCGUCCAGAUAUUUUUACCACUGCAUUCAGAAUGUCUACAGGAGUGUCAGAAAUCAUACAAAGCCACCUGUUUCAUUGGCCGGCCAGUUGCUGUGGCGGGACUUCUUCUAUACAGUGUCUUUUGGAACUCCUAAUUUUGAUCAGAUGAAAGGAAAUAAUAUAUGCAAGCAGAUUCCAUGGAUCGGGAAUGAGGAGCUUUUUGUUGCAUGGAGAGAUGGCCGGACAGGAUAUCCAUGGAUUGAUGCUAUCAUGAUUCAGCUGAGGAAGUGUGGAUGGAUGCAUCACCUUGCUCGGCAUUCAGUUGCUUGUUUCUUGACGCGCGGUGAUCUGUUUAUCCAUUGGGAGAAAGGCCGUGAUGUAUUUGAAAGGCUCCUGAUAGAUUCUGACUGGGCCAUUAACAACGGGAAUUGGCUGUGGCUCUCUUGCUCAUCUUUCUUCUAUCAGUACCACAGAAUUUACUCCCCUAUCACAUUCGGGAAGAAGUAUGAUCCUGACGGGAACUACAUUAGGCAUUUCAUCCCAAUGCUGAAAGACAUGCCAAAGGAGUACAUUUACGAGCCGUGGACUGCUCCACUUAGCAUCCAAAAUAAAGCCAAGUGUAUUAUUGGCAAAGACUAUCCAAAACCAGUGGUUCAUCAUGAGACUGCUAGCAAAGAGUGUAGAAAGAGGAUGGGAGAAGCUUAUGCAUCAAGUCGCCUUGAUGGCAACCCUAUCGAAGGGAAGCCCUCAAACGUGUCGCGAAGAAAAAUGUCCCAUGGUGACCAAGAUGCCUCUAGCCCAUCCAUUGCUAAGCUACUGAAGAGGAGUAGCUGAGCUGCGUGAUGUGCAGCUCCCCUUCUGUGGCAACUUUGCACUAAUUGUUUCACCUUCAGCAUUUAAAAAUUUCAGUUGUGACAACGACGACGGUCUGCACUGUAGCUAGUAUGAUAUUCUACUGGAAUGGUUUAACCAAAUGGAAAUGAAUUGUGAUCCUUUCUGAAUUGUAGUGUCUGAAUCAACAACGAAAGACCAAACCUAUAACUCAAGGUCAUGUAACUGCUGUAAACCUGUAAUAACUGCUUGUCAAGGCCUUAUUUGGAACAUGGGAACUAUUCUUUUCUUGGAGCAAAUGAACUGCUCCAUGUGCAA